CUUUAAAAGCACUAGCUCCUGAUUGCACCUAUUAUUUGCACAGUUUUGCUGCACCAAGCUGGUGGGGUUUACUCCCUGUACAUUCAGCUUUCUGAAGACUUUGAGGCAUUGGUAUUCGCCAGAAUCAUGUCAGACUCAACCUCCAAGGUGUCCGAAACUUCCAACCCUCGGGCUGUGGUUACAGAUUCAGCUUCUACUGCUUCUGCUGCUGAAGGCCCAGCAGAUUCCUCUUUUGGUGAGCAAAACCUGAGCUUCACCACCACGGAUCUCAGCCUGGUGGAAAUGACAGAAAUAGAAUACACACAACUUCAGCACAUACUCUAUUCCCAUAUGGAGGCGCAAGCAAAUGAAAAUGAAGCAGAAAAUAGGCUGAAUUCAAGUUCCUUCUCCACUAACAAUCCUGCAAAUCAAUCACAAUACCUGUCAUCGUCUGGUAACAGUCUAAGUGGCUUAUCAUCAAACAGUUCUGGAAACCAGUCGCUUUAUCCCAUUAUCUGUCAGUCUGGUUUAGCUUCUGACAGCAAUUUCAUGGGUCCUAAUCAGUGUCUAGGGCACAUUGACUUCCAGGAGCUAAGAAUGAUGUUGCUCAGUGAGUCUAGCAUCCCUCCAAACCAAGCUGAAAAAACUCCUAAUAGUAGCUCUGUGGAGAUAACUGGGCAGAGUUUAGUUAAAGCCAAACAUAGUGAAAACAUGGGUGGGCUAAAUAAAGAAAAUUUGCCUGUGGAAAAUUCAGCACCAAUUCUUGAAUCCAGAGCCAAAUCUGCAGUCCGUGUUCGAUUGGAAGACAGAUUCAACAGUAUCCAGGCUGAACUUCCCAGAUGUCAAGAAACCCAGGAAACUGGAGUAGCUAUUAACAAUUUAGUAACUCUAAUUCGCCAUCCUUCAGAAGUGAUGGGUGUUCCUCUCCACCAGCAACAGAAUAAAUGUACCACAUUAGUGAAAAAUAAGACGGCUGCUACUACCACUACUGCAUUACAGUUUACAUGCCCACUGUUUAACCCGAAUGUUGCUUCUCCUGUAACUGGAAAUGCAAACCCUUCACAAACACAGAGCACUGGAGCCUCUGUUCUGGAAACAGCCAAACAUCAAGAUCUUGGGUUACCUCGAGCUUUUUCUAUUUGUUACCAGCAGGAAAUUGAGGCUACAAAACAGACUGUUGGUCCUAGAAAUAAGGCACUGCCUGAACAUGUUUGGAUUAAAUUAGGAGGAGAUGCUAUAUGUAAGCAAACAAUAAACAAAAGAAGUCGUAGUCGAAUACAUCCCUUGGACACCAAUGUGCAGCGCAAACCUCUUGGUGAUAUUCAGAAUGUGUGUGAUACCCAAAAUGCUGGCCCAGCUCAUAGCAGUUGGCAAGCAACACAACCAACCCAGAGCGCACAAAGUGGAACUCAAGGUGGUGUCUCUCAGCGCCGGGAGAGACAUAACCGGAUGGAAAGAGACAGAAGGCGCAGAAUCAGGAUUUGUUGCGAUGAACUUAAUCUUCUGGUUCCGUUUUGCACUUCGGAUACUGACAAGGCAACAACUUUACAAUGGACAACUGCAUUUCUAAAAUAUAUUCAGGAACGACACGGGGAUUCUCUGAAAAAGGAAUUUGAGACUGUGUUCUGUGGUAAAACAGGCAGAAGACUAAAGUUAACAAGAUCCGAUUCACUAGCAACGUGCUCGACACAGGAGAUUACUCAGAAUGGCACACCUAUGGAGAUAAAAUAGUUGGCUCUCUAUAGUCAAAAACUGGUGUAGAGGGUGAACAUGCAAGGAUUUGUAUGAACUUCUAAUUCAAAUUCACCUGCUGGACUUCUCUUGUGACUUAAUGUACUUUGAAAAAUACAUAAGCGUUAAAGAAAUGACACACUUUAUUCCAAACAAAGAAGAAAAGAAAGACACCCCCAACAUUUAUUUAUUAGUGCUGCCCUAAGAAGAGAGUUGUACCAGAGGGAAGUAGAAAACAGCAGUACAAGCUAGUAACCCGUUUUCUAUAUUUUUGUUUGUUUGUUUGCCAAGUAUAAAAUAAUUCAGAUGUGUCAAACAGCAGCUUGUUCUUUUCAACCUUGUACACACUUGUACUGAUAUAGAUAAUUAUUAGAAUGUCAUAACAACCAGUUUGGAAGAAGAAUAAAUGUAAAUAGUUUAUAAAUUAUAUAAAAUAUAGUAACUUGUAUAUAGUAACUGAGAUUUGCCUUCCAUUUCAAAAUGUUCAUACCUGUGAAACUAAAAUAUAUAGAAAAAGCUUUUUGACAGCAUGUUACAAAUACACUACUAUUUAAAAUAUGUUUUGCAUUCUCCAACGAUUUUUAGUGCAGGAUACAGUCAAGGAAUUAUCUGCUGCACAAAUACCCACUGAAAUGAACAGGAGAAAUACAGCUGUGUGCUCUGGUGCAAAUCUGAUUUAUUUCAAUUGGGCUUCCGUACGGAAAAAAAUAUCCAGAUAAUUGCAUGAUUUCAGUGCAAAAGUGGUAUUUUGUAAACAGUACAUGAUUUUUAAGUGCACAUAAUAUUUUCUUUUUUAAAAAAGACUAGUAUUAGCAGUAUGUGUUACGAAAGCUGAAGCAUUUGAGAAAUAGUAUAUUUAUUGAAUUGAAAGUGGCUUCAUUUAUCUAUCAAACAGAUGAUGCCAGUAAGUAUUUCUUAUACAGAACUCAUCCCAAAAUAAAUACUGUUUAAAUCACGGA
Lacerta agilis (Sand lizard) is the source of this 2669-nucleotide messenger RNA. It is a transcript of the gene TCFL5, whose product is annotated as transcription factor like 5. The record is from RefSeq and is a predicted model, not a curated record. Gene Ontology annotation, biological process: regulation of DNA-templated transcription; spermatogenesis. The transcript has 6 exons. NCBI's taxonomy places the organism in Eukaryota, Metazoa, Chordata, Lepidosauria, Squamata, Lacertidae. Gene Ontology annotation, cellular component: nucleus. The coding region runs from base 127 to 1710 and encodes 527 amino acids. Gene Ontology annotation, molecular function: DNA-binding transcription factor activity, RNA polymerase II-specific; RNA polymerase II cis-regulatory region sequence-specific DNA binding; protein dimerization activity.